This is a messenger RNA of Aureobasidium melanogenum CBS 110374, 774 nucleotides long. RefSeq lists its product as uncharacterized. NCBI's taxonomy places the organism in Eukaryota, Fungi, Ascomycota, Dothideomycetes, Dothideales, Saccotheciaceae. The transcript has 6 exons. The record is from RefSeq and is a predicted model, not a curated record. The annotation marks the transcript as partial.
UUGUCAGACCAUUACGAAUUGCAGAAGGUGACCCUGGAUGACUUGACCAUCGCAUCACUAUGCUGGGGCUUCACAUUGGGAUUCGGUUUUCUAACAACAUGGAAAGCCAUGAAGCAAACCACGGCUAUGUUUCGACGUUACGGCGUGUUGAAGAGUAAUGCUUAUGUGUGGAUGAUCUGGGCUGAGGUUGCCGUCUGCCUUUCUUUCAGUAUUAUCUGUUGGCUGUAUCUGAGAGGCAUCAUUGCUCCAAGUUUCGCUUUCUACUUUUCGAUCUUGACGCUUUGGGCCCUGCAAGUUCAGUUCCUGCUGCAGAUUAUCAUCAACCGUGUUGCUGUGCUCAUGCUAGACCGCAAGAAGGCGAGAAAUCUCAAGUAUGGUGUCGCUGCCUUCAUCACACUCAUCAAUAUCUCGGUGUAUUGUAUCUGGGUGCCAGCAAGACUGCAGAUCAGCGAGAGGUACAUCAAAAUCAACGACGUAUGGGACCGAUGCGAGAAGGUCAUCUACCUGAUCGUGGAUGCUAUGCUCAACUUCCUCUUCGUUCGCGUCGUUCGUCGUAAUCUUGUCAAGCCCGGUCUUAAGAAGUACGAGAGCUUGGUCAGAUUCAAUUUGUACAUCAUUGGCUUCUCUUUGGCAAUGGAUGUCCUCAUCAUUGCUAUGAUGUCCUUGAAGAACUCUUUUGUAUACAUGCAGUUUCAUCCGCUCGCAUAUAUCGUAAAACUCAACAUCGAGAUGACUAUGUCAGAACUCAUCUCCAAAGUUGCUCGAGCACAGAAC